This is a messenger RNA of Pseudoliparis swirei, 4318 nucleotides long. RefSeq names its product microtubule-associated protein 4. The transcript has 17 exons. Gene Ontology annotation, cellular component: neuron projection. Gene Ontology annotation, biological process: neuron projection development; microtubule cytoskeleton organization. The record is from RefSeq and is a predicted model, not a curated record. Gene Ontology annotation, molecular function: microtubule binding. Lineage: Eukaryota; Metazoa; Chordata; Actinopteri; Perciformes; Liparidae. Bases 15 to 3821 code for a protein of 1268 amino acids.
AGAGGCACCAAAUCAUGCAACACGCUCAGAUGGAACUGUGCCUCCUGGUGGCUGACGGUGGCAUUACAUCCAUGUCAGACUUGGACCUGAGUCUGAGCGACGCGCUGACGGACGGCGCCGCCCAGCCGGGCCCGGAGGCCCCGGUGCAGAGGGACUUCGUGGCCCAGCUGGAGGCGGAGCCUUUCGACGAUAAGGUGGGGGAGACGGUGGCCAAGACGGACUACGUGCCCCUGCUGGACAACGACGACACCACCAGGCCAGGUGGACAGAUGUCGGCGCUACGCCCGGAGCCACAGGGGGAGGGGCCACAGGGGGAGGGGCCCCGCUCGUUUGACCAGCAGCAGGCUACAGACUUCUUAUCAGCCUCCAUGGAGUGUUAUUCAGACCCUGAUGGCUCUCAGACCAGCUCGGCCCAGAUGAUGGACCCUGGCCUGAUGGGAGCUUUCACAGCUUUCUCCCAGCCCGGUGGGCUAGGCGUGGAGGUGGGGGCCGCGCCCCUCUCCUCACAGAGGGUUCAGCGUGUAGCAGAAGCCCCGCCCCCCCCAGUGGGUCCAGAAGCCCCCAGAGACCACAGCCCCAUGCGGCCUGAGCCCCAGCCCCCCCGCAGCCCUCUGGACCCGUCAGCAGGUCCUCUAGGCCGGCCGGGCCCGGACGACCUCCCGUUCAGCCCCAGCGUUUCCACGGCGAUCGGUCGGCACGCCGGCCACCUCGCCGCCGACCCGCCGGGCCGAGAGGGCGCCGCCGACGCCGGGGGCGACGAGCGGGAGCGGGACGGUUCGGACCGGAAGCAGAAGAGGAAGAAGAAAAGGAGACAGAAGGACGAGGGCGCCUACGAGCCGCCGGAGAGCAGGGCGCAGCACCCCGAGGUGCAGGCCGAGGACACGCCCCCCACGGAGGAGUUCUACCACAGGGUCGGCCCGAGGAGGGACCGGGGAGACGGCUGCUGGGAGGAGCCGCUGGGGAGGAGCGGCGGCCGCGGGAAGAAGGGCAAGAGCAGGAAGAGGCUCCCGGAGGAGUGGGGCGCAUCGGCAGAACCCUCGCAGCUCACGGAGGAGAUGGACCUGGGGGGUUCUGCUCAGGGUUCUGCUCAGGUCUCGUUGGCGGACAUGGACCCCGGCGGAGGCCUGGCCCCUCCCCCCCUGUCUGAGGCCCUCUUCUCGCCGGCCGCGGCCCCCUUCAACCCUCUGGUGCUGAGCAGCGAGCUGAAGGCCACCGCGGCUCCGUUCACGAUGCCCUCCUCCACGCCUGGCUCCGCCCCCACGGCGCCUCGGCCCGGGGAUCCCUUCGACCUCCUGAUGGAGACCGAAGACGCGAGUCUCCGGGUCUUUUCGCCCGGCGGUGACGCGGUCGACGGCGCGGCGUUUCACGCGCGUUCCCUCCGAGAGUCUCGUGUGCGCGGCACACCUGAGGGGGACACGUCUCCUUUUAGCCCCGCCUCCCAGCCGAGCCCCUCCCCGAGAGGCCGGGCGUUGGCCUCGGCCCCGCCCCUCUCGCCCUCCGAUGCUUCGUGGCUCCUGAGCGACGCCACCAAGAGCAGCGGCGGGGAGCCGUUUGACUUCGGCGACCUGAGCGCCACGGGUCAUCCUCUGACCUUGGGGCUGACCUUUGACACUCCUAGCCCCGCCCCUCUCCGCUCCCCCAGAACCACAGCGCAGGAGUUCCAGCACAAAGAUGCCGACUCGGCGCAGAAGCGACCCGAGACUUCUCGGUCUUCGUCCUCCUCUGUGAAGAGUCCCAGCUCCCCGGGAGCCAAUCACCUCCCUCCACUAGCCCCCCCCCAGAGCCCAGGAUCUGGUCUGAACCCCACGGCUAGGCCCUUCUUCCCCUGCUCCGCUGACCCCCUGGAGGAGCCGGCGCCCCCACCGACCUCUGAAGUAAAACCUGACAAGAUGGAGGAGGAGAAGGAGGACAGCGUGGAGAAGGAGAAGCUGUUGGAGCCUCUGGUUGCCGAGCAGAGAAGCGUCAAGGUGGAGUACGCAGUCAGUGAGACUCCAGCCAAGGUGGAGAAAGAGGUGGAGAAGGAGAAAGAGAAGGAGAUGAAGGAUGCAGGAAUUACUAAAGAGGUGAAAGUGAAGGUGACGGAGGUGGAGGAAAAGAAGGAGACAGAAAAGGAGAAGGUGAAGGUGACGGAGCAGAAGGCAGUGAAGGUGGACUGGAUGACCGAGGAGGAGGUGUUGAAGGUGGAGAAGGUGGUGAGAGAAACAGAGGUGGAGAAAGACCAGCAGGAGAAGUCCACCGAGGAGCUCCAGCAGAAGGAGAUGAAGGAGGUUAAGACGGCCCCUCAGCUGGAGGAGGAGGAGGAGGAGAAGCAGGUCAACAAGAAGGUUGUGGAGAAGAAGGACAUCAAGGCCGCCGAGAAGGCCAAGAAAAGCCAAGCUGUGUCGGCUGGCAGCAGCGCCCCCCAGAGGAGGGAGCCGGUAGUGAAGGCUAAGCCGGUUGCCGUGGCGACCAAGCCGAGCGCCGCCGCUACUAAAACUUGUGUGGGUGCCGCCGCCGGGGUCACAGCUCCACCUAAACGCCCCACGUCCUCCACCUCCACCCCGGACAGAAAACCAGCCACGGCCAGGGCCUUACCCACAGCUGGUCCAAAGAGGCUCUCCUCCACCAGCACCACCCGCCCUGCAGCACCCUCCUCCACCAGCACCACCCGCCCUGCAGCACCCUCCUCCACCAGCACCACCCGCCCUGCAGCACCCUCCACCAGCACCACCCGCCCUGCAGCACCCUCCUCCACCAGCACCACCCGCCCUGCAGCACCCUCCUCCACCAGCACCACCCGCCCUGCAGCACCCUCCUCUACCAGCACCGCACGAGAUGUCAGGCCCAAGACGACGACAGAGAGGCGCCCCCUGGUGGCGAAGCCCAGCGCCGCCGCCUCAACGGGCUCCACCGGCGCCGCCAAAAAUGGAGCCGCAUCGACACGCACGACCACUCGGCCCGCCGUCACCACGGCAGCCAGAAGGCCUCUGGCCCCCAAGACAGACAGCAGAGUGGGAGACGAGAAGAAACCCGGAGAUGUGAGGACGUCGACAGACUCCACCAAGCCCAAGACCACCAGCACCACCCUCAGCACGGCUUCCACCGCCGCCACUGCCUCUCGCUCCAGAGCCUCAGCAGCCAAACCGCCCCCCCCCUCCUCCUCCUCCUCCGCGGUUCCAGAGAAGAAGGCCACGGUUGCUCGCGCUCCUCGGCCCGCCUCCUCCUCCUCCACCUCCACCUCCAUCACCUCCUCCAGGAACACGGCUCGCCCCAGCACAGGACCGACCCCCGACGUCCGCCAAGCCCGCUCCAAGAUCGGCUCCACGGACAACAUGAAGCACCAGCCCGGAGGAGGGAAGGUAACCUCCUCCUCUCAGAGCAGGGCCGUCGCCUCCAGAGAAGCCAGCCUGGGCAAAGUUCAGAUAGUCUCCAUAAAGUUGGACUUCAGCCACGUCUCGUCACGUUUGGGCUCCAAGGAAAAUAUGAAGCACGUUGCUGGAGGAGGGAAAGUGCAGAUCCUCAACAAGAAGGUGGACCUCAGCAAGGUGACCUCCAGGUGCGGCUCCAAGGACAACAUCAAGCACAAGCCUGGUGUCGGCGUCGCGAAGAUCGAGUCCCUCAAAGUGAGCUUCAGGGAAAAGACUCAGUCCAAAGUGGACUCAGUGGAGGACCUGAGUCCUUCAGGAGGAGGAGACACCAAGGCUGAGGGUCCCCAGGAGACCCCCGAAGGGAGCGGCCCCUUGUCUCCGGGCCCCGAGUCCGGACUGGCAGGGAGCCCCCAGAACGGACUGAAGGAGGGAGAGAGCCUGGCCCUGGCCUCACACAUCCCCGAGACAAAUUGAGUCGUUCAAGCUCAACCUCUACACCUCCACCUGGCUACUCCCCCAGGAGGACCACAGGCCCCACCCACACAGCUCCUCCAUCCUCUACACCUCCACCUGGCUCCUCCCCCAGGAGGACCACAGGCCCCGCCCACACAGCUCCUCCAUCCUCUACACCUCCACCUGGCUCCUCCCACAGGAGGACCACAGGCCCCGCCCACACAGCUCCUCCAUCCUCCGUCUCCCUCAGUGAAUCUUUUGGCCUCCUCUGCUCCUCCUCCUCUGCUCCUCCUCCAUGCCUCUUCAGGGGCAGCAGCUCCUUCCAGGACCUCCACCCCUCUGUGGCUGGACAUGUUAGAACCCGUCAUGUAGUUCAUGUUCUCAUCAUCUGAGCUCUUCAUCAUGCGCUAUAGCCCCCCCCCUCUCCUCUCCCCCCCCCCCCUCCCCCCUUUAUAGACUUAAGAAUCUAUGUAGAGUAAUAUAUGGUUGCUGUAGUCAGGGGGGCCCCUAGGGGCCUG